Messenger RNA from Rhodofomes roseus, 1393 nucleotides. RefSeq lists its product as uncharacterized. NCBI's taxonomy places the organism in Eukaryota, Fungi, Basidiomycota, Agaricomycetes, Polyporales, Fomitopsidaceae. The transcript has 6 exons. The coding region runs from base 187 to 1356 and encodes 389 amino acids. The record is from RefSeq and is a predicted model, not a curated record.
CGCAGUCGAGCUUGGUACUCAACUAUGUAGCAUUCUUCACUGGCUCCGAGGGCCAUAGCAUAGUCCUACCAACAGACGUUGGCUAACGACCGGUCGCCCUUACUGCUCCGACUCGUCUGCCUCUAUCCGCGUCCCUCGGUUGAUUUCUCCUGUUUUAUUGUCACUCUUUGGCCUACGCUUGGCACGAUGGCCACCACUCUUCCUAACUAUGCACCGUAUAAUAUAUCGCUCACAGACCAGUCUGCUAUCGUCCGUUUCUUUCCACACAGGGACGGCCUGAUCACAGAUAACUGGAAUGUCACCUACACUGAUAGCAACUUUGCGGAUUGGUCCUACAACAACAAUUUUGGCUCCGGGAUGAGUGCCCACAGAACGGUUCUGGUUGGAGCUUAUGUAGUGAUCGACUGGGCGGGAACUGCAGUCUUCCUGUACGGAACAUCAGCCGCGGAGUAUACAGUACAGGUCGAUGGUCAGCCCUUGCUCACAGGACUGGGUGCCGACGGGCUCCUCUUCAGUCAGACCGACCUGGCGUAUGGCUUACAUACGGCUGUCCUGACCGUGAAUGCAGGCGAGCUCUCCCUCGCCAACGCGACUGUCACUGUGGGUAUGGGCGAGACUGGAACUGUUCUCCAGCAGCGCAACAUCUCAGCCGUGGAUACUAGUGUCUCGCCCGCCACCGCCAAUCCUACAUUCAUUGGCGACACCAACGAGUGGUCUGUCACCGACUUGUACACCAAUCAAACGGCAAAUGGGUCUCCCUGCAUCAUUACUUCUACUUACGGCUCCACACUUGCCUUCAGCAUUAGCGAAGCGGUUGGCUUCGUUCUCUAUGGUAGCGACGACUGGGCCCAAGGACUGUUCACCGUUUCGGUGACCAGCGAUAAUUUCGGCGCCACGUCUUUCAUCACCGACAACAGCAUUCAGUACAGCCCGCGCGCUCUGUGGACCCAGCUGGACUUGCCGAAAUACAUGGCGACGGGUCUAGACAGAACUGCGACGUACGACGUGGUGAUCACGAACCUAGGAGCGAACUUUAACCUCGCGUCCGUCGUUGUAUACGACGCGAUACCGUCUGCUAGCGCAUCUACUUCAGCGUCGUUGAUAGGAUCCUCGCCGUUGCAGUCAGGCGUCAGUGGCAGCGGUACUUCGGCUGCCGGUCAGAAUACCUCCUCGUCCUCAUUGAGCUCUACGCCUACGGGCUCCACGUCGCCAACGGCCGCACCGACGGGAGGUUCAAGCUCCAGUGCUAGUGGGAGGAAGUCAAGCAACACUACUAGUCGUCAAUGCAUACUCAUGAUCGUUGUUCCUGCUCUCUUUGUGUUCCAUUUCUGUUACGCAGGCACUUGUGUAGUCUAGUAACAUUGGAUUCGGGAAUGCUAGUAGAGGAAACCCC